Molecule: messenger RNA, 1681 nt
Organism: Scheffersomyces amazonensis
Lineage: Eukaryota; Fungi; Ascomycota; Pichiomycetes; Serinales; Debaryomycetaceae
Product: aspartate/glutamate transporter
Exons: 1
Coding region: 128-1546 (472 amino acids)
Biological process (GO): amino acid transmembrane transport
Cellular component (GO): fungal-type vacuole membrane
Molecular function (GO): L-amino acid transmembrane transporter activity
Source: RefSeq, a predicted model, not a curated record
AUGUUUAUCAGCAAUCAGUAAAAAAUCAGCAAACGCAACCAGCAGAUGCCCUACAGAAUAUACUGAAUAUCUGAGUAAGUAAAAAAAUAAAAAGAGAUAUAUUUGUAUUUGUUAACAUUUUGUAAAGAUGGGACGAGCUACUAUUAAAUCAGGUACCAUUAAUUUAUUAAAUACUAUUAUAGGAGCCGGAAUCUUAGCCAUGCCCUUUGGAUUAAAGAGUAAUGGAAUAGUAUUUGGAUGUUUUUUAAUUAUAUGGUCAGCUUUAACAUCAUCAUUUGGAUUAUAUUUACAAAAUAAAGUUGCAAAAUAUACUCAACAACAAGGAGCAGUAUCAUAUUUUAGUCUUGCCCAAUUAACUUAUCCACAAUUAUCAAUUGUAUUUGAUUCAGCCAUUUCAAUUAAAUGUUUUGGAGUUGGAGUAAGUUAUCUUGUAGUUAUUGGAGAUUUAAUGCCUAAAAUAAUGGAAAGUAUAAAUAUUCCCCUGGAAUCUUGGUUUAUGGAAAGAAAUUUAUGGAUAACUAUUUUUAUGAUUGUCCUUGUAAUUCCAUUAUCUUAUUUAAAGAAAUUAGAUUCUUUAAAAUAUACUUCAGUAGUGGCAUUAUUUUCAAUUCUUUAUUUAAUUUGUCUUGUAAUUGAACAUUAUAUUGUUAAUGAUAUUCCAAUUGAAAAUAAACAUAUUGAUAUAAUUGGUCCUGUAUCAAUAAAAGAUACUUUAAAAUCUUUUCCCAUAUUUGUAUUUGCUUAUACUUGUCAUCAAAAUAUGUUUGCAAUAAUUAAUGAAUUAAAACCAAGUGAUACUGAUGGUUCUCAAACAAGACAAUCAAAUUUAAUUAUUAGAAAUGCUUUAUCAACAGCAUGUUUUUCUUAUUUAUUAGUAGGAAUUAUUGGUUAUUUAAGUUUUGGAACUACAGUUAAUGGGAAUAUUAUUACAAUGUAUCCAAAGAAUUCAAUUCUGUCAUUAAUUGGUCGACUUUGUAUUGUUGUAAUGGUGGCAUUUUCAUUCCCAUUACAAUGUCAUCCAUGUCGUGGAUCAAUUAAUCAUGUAAUUCAUUUUAUUACUGUAGGAAUUAAUACUUCAAAAGUUAGACAUCCAAAUCAAAGAGAUGGUUAUUCUUCUUUACAAUCAGAUAUUGAAUCAUUAAAUUCAAUAUCAACAGAAUCAGUUCAAGAUGAAUCAUUUAUUUCAACAACUCCAAUGGAAGGAGCUCAAGAUACUGAUGGUCAUGAUCCAAUUAUUGUACCAUUAACUUCAAAAAGAUUCUAUAUAAUUACAACAUUUAUUGUUGUACUUUCUUAUUUAGUUGCAAUUACUGUAAAAUCUUUAGAACAUGUUUUGGCCUUUGUUGGAUCAACUGGUUCAACAUCAAUUUCUUUUAUAUUACCUGGUUUAUUUGGUUAUUUAUUAAUUAAACCACUUAAUGGUGCAACUAAAUUAACUAAAAUUGAAUUAUUUAGUAAAUAUGGUGGAUUGGUCUUAUCUAUAUGGGGGGUUAUAGUAAUGGUUGUAUGUUUAAGUGCUACAUUAUUUUUAGGUGCCACUCAUUAACAAAAACAAUAACAAUAUAGAAAAUUAUAUAUAUAUUAUACUGCUAUAUGUAAACUUAAUAAUGAACUAGUAGAGAAUAAAAUAUUAUUACCUAGACUAUUAUUAACUUCUUUUCUAAUUAAUGUUUCAUCAAUA